This is a messenger RNA of Bactrocera tryoni, 837 nucleotides long. RefSeq names its product antigen 5 like allergen Cul n 1 (gene Ag5r2). The record is from RefSeq and is a predicted model, not a curated record. The coding region runs from base 73 to 837 and encodes 254 amino acids. The transcript has 3 exons. NCBI's taxonomy places the organism in Eukaryota, Metazoa, Arthropoda, Insecta, Diptera, Tephritidae.
UCGUUUAUACGGUAAUCGGCAUUACGAGGGAUAAGGUUGAAAAACUUCGUUCAACUUUUACAAAACGAAAAUAUGAAAAUAUUUUUUGCAAGUGUAUUAACAACGUUUUUAGCAUUAAGCACCGCACUGGAAGACUAUUGUGAUCCGGAAUUAUGUAGAAAUACGGGAGGAAACAAACAUAUUGCAUGCAACAACAACGGCAACUUCCAUGAAAGAUGUUCUCCUGAUGCAAGAUUGGUAGAUUUGAACUUCUAUAUACCGUUAAUUUUAAACGAGCACAAUGAAAGACGAAACAAAGUGGCUGCCGGCAAUGUAACGGGUUAUGCGAGCGCUAAGCGUAUGUCCGUAAUGCAGUGGGACGAUGAAUUGGCUGAUGUGGCUACCUUCAAUGUGAAAAAAUGCGAUUGCGAAUAUGAUGGCUGUCGAAAUGUCAGGCGCUUCAAAUAUACCGGUCAAAAUAUUGUCAGUCAAGGUUACACCGGCAAGGAGAAUGCUUUCAGUAAUAAAGAAAUCAUUCAAGAUGCUAUCCAAAGUUGGUUUGAAGAAUAUAUCGGUGGUUCAAUGACUUACAUGAAUAACUAUCCAGAUGAUUUUGAUAUUUAUAAAGAAUUUUCACACUUUGCACUCAUGGUUACCGAAGCAAGUAAUUAUGUGGGAUGUGCCGCGUCACGCUACAAGGAGGAGCAAUACAAUACCGUUUUAUUAACAUGCAAUUAUGCUUCGGCUGCUCUGCAGAAUCGUCCAAUCUAUGUAGAGGGUCCAGCUGCGUCGGGUUGCAAAAGUGGCAAAAAUGACACAUAUCCGGCAUUAUGCUCCAUCGCUGAGGUAUAUGAAUAA